Molecule: messenger RNA, 1759 nt
Organism: Ipomoea nil (Japanese morning glory)
Lineage: Eukaryota; Viridiplantae; Streptophyta; Magnoliopsida; Solanales; Convolvulaceae
Product: lysine histidine transporter 1
Exons: 7
Coding region: 63-1418 (451 amino acids)
Cellular component (GO): plasma membrane
Source: RefSeq, a predicted model, not a curated record
ACACCUACAUAUACUACUACAGACCACGACGCUACUAUACAAUUAAGUAGGCAGAUCAGAUAAUGGGGACUCUUCCUCCUAACCACCUUAUCAACACCACCUCCAACACUGUGCAGAGCGAUGAACGAACAGCAGAGCAGAAAGCAAUUGAUGAAUGGCUUCCCAUCACCUCUGCAAGGAAUGCAAAAUGGUGGUAUUCCGCUUUCCACAACGUCACUGCCAUGGUUGGCGCCGGUGUCCUCAGUCUCCCUCAUGCCAUGUCACAGCUUGGAUGGGGACCUGGUGUUGCGGUGAUGGUGGUGUCUUGGAUUAUAACUCUAUACACUCUGUGGCAAAUGGUUGAGAUGCACGAAAUGGUUGAAGGCAAACGUUUCGACAGAUAUCACGAGCUGGGGCAGCAAGCCUUUGGUCAAAAACUGGGCCUCUGGAUCGUCGUCCCCCAACAGCUCAUUGUUGAGAUCGGAGUAGAUAUUGUGUACAUGGUUACCGGCGGACAAUCCCUCAAGAAGUUCCACGACGUCGUCUGCCAAGACUGCAAAGAGAUCAAACUCUCCUAUUUCAUUAUGAUCUUCGCCUCCGUCCAUUUCGUCCUCGCCCACCUCCCCAACUUCAACUCCAUUUCCGGCGUGUCUUUAGCUGCUGCAGUCAUGUCCUUGAGUUACUCCACCAUUGCUUGGGGGGCUUCGGUGGACAAAGGAGUUCAAGCAGACGUAGAAUAUGGGUACAAAUCGUCGAGCACGGCAGGGACAGUUUUCAACUUCUUUAGUGCACUGGGGAGCGUGGCAUUCGCGUAUGCGGGUCACAAUGUUGUGUUGGAGAUUCAAGCUACUAUCCCUUCUACACCUGACAAGCCUUCCAAGGUUCCUAUGUGGAGGGGAGUGGUUGUUGCUUACAUUGUGGUGGCGUUGUGUUACUUCCCCGUUGCCUUUAUCGGCUACUGGAUGUUUGGCAAUUCUGUGGAAGACAACAUUCUCAUCUCCUUGGAAAAGCCUGUGUGGCUCAUUGCUAUGGCCAACAUGUUUGUUGUAAUUCAUGUUAUUGGAAGUUACCAGAUCUAUGCAAUGCCGGUUUUUGACAUGAUAGAGACAAUGCUUGUUAAGAAACUGAUGUUCAAGCCUACUUGGUACCUGCGUUUCAUUACUAGGAACAUUUAUGUGGCACUCACAAUGUUUAUUGCUAUUACCUUUCCUUUCUUCGACGGGCUUCUUGGAUUCUUUGGAGGAUUUGCUUUUGCCCCAACAACCUACUUUCUCCCAUGUAUCAUGUGGCUGGCCAUCUACAAGCCCAAAAAAUUCGGUCUUUCUUGGACCAUAAACUGGAUUUGCAUUGUUCUGGGGGUUCUUUUGAUGGUUGUAGCACCCAUUGGCGGCCUAAGAACCAUCAUUGUACAAGCCAAGACCUACAAAUUCUACUCUUAAUUUAAUUAAGAUACAUCUAUCUCAUCUCACCUGCUGGACUUCCCCAAAUACCAGGCUCAUUAAUGUUCACGGGAAUAUCCUGUAAAAAGCUACGCUAGCUGCUCAACCAACAACUUACACCAAGGAAAUCUAUGUUUUUUUUUUAAAAUAAUAAUAUUACACACAUACAGAGACGUCCUGUUCAAGUAGCUUAGUGCUUUUCUAGGUUUGAUUAUAGGCCGGCUGUGCAUACAUCUUAAUUAUAUAGUUAUGCCCAGUGUUUAUACUUUAUAGUAUAUACUCAAGAGUGAGUUUUGGAACUACCUUAAAAUCACAGGAUUGUUUUUGUUUUCCUUGUAUCA